AUGCGCUACAACCGCAGCGACAGAAACUCCAUCAGUCGUUUUUCCGUUCUCGUCGAGGAUGGCGAGGACGAAGACGAUGGUGGCAAUGGUGGCGUGAUGCUCCGUAACUUUGAAGAAGACAGCCCGAGCAGUUAUGCUGGUACCUCGACCCCCAUCGGCUCCCAGAGCAUCAGCACCCAGAGCAGCGGCUCUUCCGGUCAUGGCGGUGUCACAGAGAUGGACAAGAAACCAUUCAUUGCCACGUAUAAUGGCCAGGCCGAAACUUCCGGACGUCGCAACAGUAUCGCUCCCAUUGGUACCGGCCGUUUCAAUACAAACAGCAACUCUCCGACUCCCAAUACCAGCCACGCUGGCGCGUCGGAUAAUUUGACUGAGGCUUGGGCGAACAAGUACCCGCAGUUUAGCAAGCUUCACGCUACCCAAAGCAUGUUCAAGGAGAACAACGUGACCCCAGCCUACCGUGCUGGCGUCAGUCACCACUAUUCUCAUUCUGCCAAUGCCGCCAUCCCCGAGUACCCGUGGAACCCCACGCCGGCCCAUCCCGGAACUCAGAACCCCUUCGGUACUCCGCAGACCGACACCGGGUACAAGAUCAUGCAUGGGCACACUUCUAGCGCCAGUGCCAACCUUCAGUAUGUUGGCAACAAUACCCCGUCCCAUGCGCCCAAGAACGCUGCGCAAGCUGCCAUGGCCACCCCUCAGACGGAGUCCAUGUUCAAGCAGGAUGGCUCCUACAACCGAACCGAGCCGCGCGACUUCGCGCCUCACAUUGAUUCGUUCUUCCUGCCGCCUCCGGCCUUCGGCUUAGCUCCUCAUGGCACCACCGGCUCCAUCAUUAGGCAGGAACACAGUUCCUCCCAGGGCUCUAAUACUGACCCCUUCUCGUCGCCCGCGGUCAGAAAUGCCAACUUUUUUAGCCCUGCCAGCCGUCGUGCUAGCAUCUCCCAGGCCCUGGUCCUCCAGUCAGUCCCCGAGGACAACCAAAUGACCGUCAUUCCUCAGCAGCAAAUGGUCCACAACCGCGCGAAUUCCGAUGUACGUGCUGCCCGUUCCACUCAGCUGAACAAACUCACGGAGGGCCCUCUCAAUGUACCGAGCCAAGAGGCCGCUCUGGACCAGAACAAUUUUCCUUUCAUUGAAGCUACCACUCAGGCCGCCCCCGUCGGCUAUGGCGUGGUGAAGCUCAAGAACAUUCCAUUUGGUACUCGCCGUGCCGAGAUCAUUGCCUUCCUGGGCCGCAACUCCAAGAUACUCAACGACAACCAGGAGCCUGUUCAUAUCAUCAUGGAGCGCGUUUCCUCCAAGACCCAGGAUUGCUACGUAGAAUUCGUCACCACUCAGGACGCAGUGCGCGCCGUUGAGCGUCAUCGCGACAACAUUCAAAAGGGCCGCCCCUCCCGCCUUGGCGAGCGCCCGGUCGAAGUCCUCCUUUCGAGCCAGGCGGCCCUUAUGAAGGACUUGUUCCCCCUUGCUGCCGGGAUCUGGUGGGACAACUCCAGGCCGAUCAUUCAGGCACCUGUGGACGGCGAGCCGUGGAAGACUUUCAAGGGCUUUGUUACUGAGGAGGAGAUGACUCUUCUUGUCAAGCAUGUGGAAAUUCCGCAGCGUUCCCCUUACUCCAAGGAGUGCCCCCAGCGCCCUUAUGAGUGCAUGAUCUCGACCAUCAAGAAGCUCCCAUGGUACAUGUCAAGCCACAUCACGCUUCGCCAGCGCCAUUCCAUCUACGAUGCGACCGUCAAACUCGUCGUCCUACUGCAGCAAGCUCUCGCGCGUGACAAGAACCGCAACCACGAAGUCGUUAUCAACAAUGUUCUCCUGAAGCGUCUCGUCACCGCCGCUCUGCUCUGCCCGGGCUUUUCGGUCGUGCAGAAGGACAACAUCGCGGCCCUUGCCGAGAUGGACGAGGCCCAGGCUCGCAUGUUUAACCAACCCCGUUUUGCUGACCAGUGGGUUCAUCUUCAUGGUAUUUGCGCCAAGCCUGGUCUUCCCCUCGACGUUCUUGAGUGGUAUGUCGCCAUCAUUCGUGAGGAGACCACUCGCCAGCUGCACCGCAUGCACCUUGUCGAGCGUGCUGAGAUUCAGCGCACCAGCUGCUACACCUCGCUCUACUUCGGCUACAUCUGGUACGAGAUCGGUUUGCCCACCGGCAAGGAGCUGGGCAACUUGACCCUGCAUGAGGUCGCUCGUUGCGAGCUGGCUGUCAUCGAGCGUGUGUUGCGCCGUGCUUUCCCGGCUAACAUAGAGACAUUAACAGUCCCGCCUCCUUAA
Molecule: messenger RNA, 2268 nt
Organism: Dichotomopilus funicola
Lineage: Eukaryota; Fungi; Ascomycota; Sordariomycetes; Sordariales; Chaetomiaceae
Exons: 5
Coding region: 1-2268 (755 amino acids)
Molecular function (GO): nucleic acid binding
Source: RefSeq, a predicted model, not a curated record